AUGGAAGGAGAAAGCAAAGUGAAAGAUCAUGAGUCCAAGGAAGAACAAACGAGGAUUUAUAAAAUUCUGCUCCUAACCUAUGCAAGAAGAUUGUCGAAAUAUCAGGACCAAAUAAAAAAUAUUUAUUUUCACCAUAACAUCAUUUCAGCCAUAAAGGAUGAAACGGGAGAUUAUUACCUAAACGAGAAUGUCACUUCCCAACAUCAUUUUAUCGACACAUUAAUUAAAUCAAAUGAGAACCAGGAAUUUUUAAAAAGCAUACAGUUGAUUGAGAGCAAGGGGGAUAAAGGCGAACAUACGGUGAAUGGUGAUCUCAAUGGGGACCCCCCCAGCGGAAAUAGAGAAAGUAGCAAUAAUGGUAGUAAUAACAACAGGGAAAGUAACAACGACGGGGUGAAUAACGAAGCAAAUGGUACCAACCAAACGAACCAAAGGUCCCAUUUUAAUAACUACAUUAUGGAUAUCAUGGAAAGGUUUCACUUAUUCCUUCUGUUGAAAAUAUUAUUUGUUUUAUUUUUAUUUGAAGCAAGUUUAAAAAUGUAUUUUAUCGUUUCUGGAUUGUUUAUACUGUACAACAGAGGCUUUUUCGACCUCCUAAUUAGCAAUUUUAGUUUUAUGUCAAGUAACGAAUCUAUAGAACAGGUUCUAAGACGCAUGAGAGAAUCGAGAAAUAUGAAUAAUAUUCUGGUUAACGAACACACAGAACAAAUGAGUAAUUUGAAUGGAGGAGCGCACCACAUUAAUCAACAAGAGGGGGAUAUUAUGGAGCACAACAACAGUCAAGACCUCGCAUGCGAUUUGCAAUUUAUGCAAGAUGGAAGAGAAGCCGAAGAAGAGUUAGACAACGGAACGGUGGGUCAGGGAGAAGAAAACACACAUAAUAAUAAAACGAACAAACGGGAAGAAGUAUCAUCAACUGCUUUGCAUCCUAUGAAUUCCAUGAAUGAUGAAACAGAUCCCGUUCAUGCUACAGGGAAUGAGGGAGAUCCUGUAGAUGGAGAAGAUAACCAAUUUGUAAGUGAGUUAUGUGACGAAUUUAAUUAUCAACUUAAUGAUGAUAAUUCGAAAGAGAUACAUGGAAUCGGGCAUAGUGCCAGUGCAACAUGUGGAGAAAAAAAUAAAAAAAGAAGUUUAUUUUUUUUUAAAAAAAAAAAGAUCGAUCAGAAGACACACGGAACUGAAUUAAGCGUAAAAAAUAGUUCCCAUGAGGAAUUUAACUCGUCCAUAAAAUUAAACGAAAAUUUAAACCAAAAUUUGGACGAAAAUUUAAAUGAAAAUUUAAACGAAAAUUUAGACAAAAAUUUAAAUGAAAAUUUAAAUGAAAAUUUAAACGAAAAUUUAGACAAAAAUUUAAAUGAAAAAUUAAAUGAAAAUUUAAAUGAAAAUUUAAAUGAAAAGGGGGAUAGCAGCUAUUUGGACGAUGCUACGGAUGAGUUUUUUCGCGAAAUGGGUACCGCGAACAGUGGCGACGCUGAGAAUCUCCUCUGCGCUGGUGUGAGAAGACGAAAAUAUAUUACCAGCGGUGAUCAGAAGAGCGGCAACAAUGAUGAUCUUAAUGGCGACAGUAGCAAUGCGCGUAAUGAUAGCGCAAGCAACACGCGCAAUAACAACAAGAUGUAUUUCCACGACAGCUCUACGACAUUUAACAAUCUGUUAAAUAACAGUACCAGUGAAUUUGUCAACUCCGAUUGUGACGAUUCGGAGAAUAACAUAGACAGUGGACAAUCCUACUGCAGUAAUUCUUCCGCAUUGAAGAAGAAAAACCCACCUCACAACAUGCCAGAGGAGGGGGAUAAUAACACCACCAUUAAUGUGAGACGAAAGCCAACCAAGUUCGAAAAAUAUAUUUACCAGUCGGUUGUCAUGUUUUUUAUGACUCUGCUACCCUGGUGGGUGCCAGAUGUUGCCUAUCUGGAGGAUUGA
Plasmodium knowlesi strain H is the source of this 1923-nucleotide messenger RNA. Its product is annotated as conserved Plasmodium protein, unknown function. Lineage: Eukaryota; Apicomplexa; Aconoidasida; Haemosporida; Plasmodiidae. Bases 1 to 1923 code for a protein of 640 amino acids. The transcript has a single exon. The record is from RefSeq and is a predicted model, not a curated record.